AUGAAGAUUGAUCGUAAUCUUCUCCGAAGCUGGCUCCUGAACGAUGACAUCUAUAACGCGUCUCAGGGAGCAGUACACCAAAUAUCUACUGCUCUAGAAGGCCCCUUGUUACUCCUCGACGAAAAGAAGGCUGUGGAGUUGUCGACCUUGGUCGCAGAUGUUGUUUCCGACAGACAUUCAGCGAUCUGGAGAUCCAUCAGCGGACACGACAACAGUCUUGAGGAUAUCGGCAUCAACUCGGCCCAAAUGAUGAGACUUUCUCACAUGAUUAACAAGCAAUUCGGGGCCAAAGUUCUGGUCGAGAUGCUCGGGUCGAAAGAUAUGACGAUUCGAAAACUUGCGGCGCUCUUAAAUUGCCGCGAAGUUGAGACCAUUUUCCAGAAGUCGUGUUCGGUUGAUGGUGCCAAGGUGGCAUUUCUACAAGAUCGAGUUGCAGAAGCCUCACGGACUGUUCUAGGCGGUCUUUUGGGUCUACAAGAUCAAAGCCAACAGCAUGUCUUUCUGACUGGGGCCACUGGAUACCUGGGUGUGCAAAUUCUCGUUCAACUGCUGCAGUCCAAGCACAUCGGCUCCGUCGCGGUUCUCGUUCGGAGCGCUGAUGAACAUCAGGCCAUGAUGAGAGUGAAGAAUACCAUUGCAGCGACAGAAGAAUCCAUCCCAGAAGAAAAUCUUUUAAAGAUACGUGCCUGGUCUGGAGACUUGUCAAAGACCAAUCUCGGACUUUCCGAGAUUCACUCAAACGAGUUUUCCGCUUUGGGAAAGCGCGGAAGAGACGGGAAUAAAAAGUCGAUCGACACCAUUAUCCACUGCGGUGCUGUGGUUGAUUGGAGAAAGACCUAUCGCGAGUUGGAGGCGGCAAACGUAUCCUCUACCGAACAAUUACUGAAACUGGCUUUGAAGUCGUCUGGCGUACGCCGCUUCGUCUUCAUCUCCGGUGGACGAUAUCCCGAUCCGACACAAGAAUAUGGCCAAAAUCUGCACCAAAUGUACCUCGACACCGCCAAAGGCAGCGGGUAUGCACAAACCAAAUUCGUGGCGGAGCAACUCGUAGACAAUGUUCGGCGGGCAACUCACUACAAUACAUCCAUCGACAUUGUCAGUCCUGCAUAUCUAAUUGGGAGCCAGAAGAUAGGCCUUGCGAAUCAGGAUGAUUAUCUAUGGCGCAUCGUAUGGGCUUCAGUACGUAUCGGAGCAUUCAACGCAGACGAAAAUGACCAGUGGCUAUUCGUUGCAGACUCGGCUUCGUUGGCGGAGCGGAUCGUGGCACUGGCAGAACAGGACAGUAUCGCAUCGUCGUUGAAGAAUACUACGCUUCAAGUUCACGAUGGCUUGGGUAUGCAGGAGUUCUGGCGACAUGUAUGCGAUGUGCUUGGGGUAUCUUUGGCGCCUGUAACAGGCGAGGAAUGGCUGCGGAGAGUGAAAGAAGACAUGGAGGGAAUGCGUGACCACUUGCUUUGGCCUCUAGCAGAGACCAUUGAUGCCAGCUAUGGCCAGUUAACUCAACAGCGUUGUCUUGCGGUUACUAUGGGCUCGGGAAUUGCGACKGCUGGUAUUGAUUUGGCUAUCCAGCAGAAUAUUCAGCGUUUGAAGAAAACUGAGUUCUUCGGGUGA
Ramularia collo-cygni is the source of this 1611-nucleotide messenger RNA. RefSeq lists its product as uncharacterized. The coding region runs from base 1 to 1611 and encodes 536 amino acids. The transcript has a single exon. NCBI's taxonomy places the organism in Eukaryota, Fungi, Ascomycota, Dothideomycetes, Mycosphaerellales, Mycosphaerellaceae. The record is from RefSeq and is a predicted model, not a curated record.